UUCCUUAUAGGCACACAUAAGCAUUCAUAAUUCUCAACGCCGAGACAAUAAGACGUGUACGCAUCGACCUUCUUUUCCAUGCACGCACCCCACCCAAUGCACAUCACCGUCGGUAGUUGGUGACGGACGUCUGCUCCCUCAUUUAAUCCCCAAGUAAAGCAUCAUCACCCUCUGUUGUUGGUGACGGGGCUUAUUUAAUUCACGGAGCACCCCACCGCAGCGCGCACGCACGGAGCCAGACGUCACCAUAUGUAGUUGGUGACCGGCGUCUACCUUCCCCUGCUUAUCUAAUCCCCCGCUAUCUGCUGCUGCUGCUGCUCCUCCUCCUCCUCUGUCGGAGCGGAGCGGGGUAAUGGAGGUUCGAUUGGAGAGCUUGAGAUGGACGGGGGCGAGCCCAAGAAUCUCAUUCUCCCACGACGUCGACCUCCCGCAGACCGACGCCUCCGAGUCCACCGACGCCGAUCGCCGCCUCGACGUCUCCCUUCCUCUGGAGGUUUCCGCACCCUCCGACUUCGACUUCAGCCUCGCCAUCGACGCCCUCUCCCAUGACCAUUCCCUCGCCGACGAUCUUUUCUCCGACGGCAAACUCCUCCCCCUGCCCAUCAAGAAUCCUCCCUCCUCGUCGCGGCCGUCGGCGCCAGUAGCAGCCCCUCCUGCAACAGCCACAUGCCGGAGGAGCCGCGACAGCCUCCGGGAGAUGAUGACCGGUCCCGAGGCGAACGGCAUCGGAAGAGCUUCUCCGCCGACGCCCUUUUGGCGGUUCCGCAGGAGCAGCAGCGUCGGCUACGGAAGCAGCAGGAGCAGUCUUUGCCCCUUCCCCUUGCUGCGGAGCAAGUCCUCGGGUUCGUCGUCCACGCAAAGGCCAAACGCUAAGCCGGGCAUCACCGACAACAGCUACUCAUCCGCCGGUAUCGGCAAAGGCAGCAGCCGCCCAUUCAGCGAGCUGUUCAGGAAAGGCGCAAACGAACCCAAGACAAAAGUCUACUACUACUCGGGGAAUUCGCGGCGAUCAUACGGUAGCAAUGCAGUGAGAAUUAGUCCGAUUCUGAACGUGCCGACGCCGGGCAGCGGCAGCAUAUUCGACUAUCUUCUCUGCAAACGAGGGGACAAGAGCAUGAGCAAGAGCUCAGCUGUGACUAGUUAUCCAUAGUUGUUUGUUUGUAAUGAUGGGAGCCUUACUUUGCUAUCACGGGCCGCCUCCUCUCACUUCUUUUUCUCCUUUGGCCUUCGUCUACUCCACCAUGCGGAGUGCCAGGAAUCGUGGGCUGGGAAUCAUCAAGGAUGCUGCGGGAAUGGGGGACAGCAAGAACAGGUCCAUGUUUGCAUGCUUGUUAGGUUCCUUGGCGUGUUUGUGCAUUUAAUCUUUCACUUUGUUACCGCUUCUUUUCUCUUCUCCCUUCUCUACAGUUAUUUGAUUCUUUUGGUGGAUUGGCUUUCUUUUA
Molecule: messenger RNA, 1442 nt
Organism: Musa acuminata subsp. malaccensis (wild Malaysian banana)
Lineage: Eukaryota; Viridiplantae; Streptophyta; Magnoliopsida; Zingiberales; Musaceae
Source: RefSeq, a predicted model, not a curated record